AUGACAACGUCGAAAUCAAAUUCAAGCUGGAGUGGCACAUCAAGAAGGAAAAAUCGGGAGAUAAUACGAUGUAGUUGUGGUGAUAUUUGCCCUAUUUAUGUUUCACGCACUCCAGAAAACCCAGGACGAAAGUUUCGUGCCUGCCCUAAUUACCAGGAUGAAGAUGGUGGUUGUGGUCAUUUCAAAUGGGUUGAUGAAGAAGAAGACGAAUUUAGGGCUUUUAAGAAGCAAUUGAACCUUCAACAUAAAGAUAUCGAAUCCGUGAUGUUGCUCAAACUGAUUGUAGGGCUGCUAGUGAGUAUUUUGGUAUGUCUUGUUGCGGUGGUUAUUAAGAUGUAA
Lactuca sativa (garden lettuce) is the source of this 339-nucleotide messenger RNA. The record is from RefSeq and is a predicted model, not a curated record. Lineage: Eukaryota; Viridiplantae; Streptophyta; Magnoliopsida; Asterales; Asteraceae.